AAUUGAUUGGAAAAAAAAAGGAGGAAAACUGAGGAAACCAAUAAGCAAGAUCGAAGCUUUAAGACAAGGAGCAAAAGCUCAAACAUUCAACUCCAACCAGCAAAUACGAGAAAGACACGAAGCGCAAUUCAAGAUUUUGGUUUAUCCUCAAUACACACACGGAGUUUCGGAACAGAAGUUUGCGUGAACAGGAGGAUCCCUGUGCUGUUUUCUUCAGAUGAUUUUGAUUGAAAAUUGAGGGCUCUUUGUGUGAAGUUUUUUUUCUGAAGGAGAUGAGAUUUGGUUUUGCACUAAAAGGAAAGAGCUUAAAUUCAAAUCAGUUAUUAGAUUGUUUUUUUUCUGUCUGAAGGGCAAUAGAAGCUAAGAGAGUGCACUCUUCUCUUUUGUUUUUUUUGGGGAUACAAAAAAAAGUGAGAGUAAGAGUCAUGCAGGGUUCUCAAGAUGAGAGGAUUAAUCUCGGUGAACUGAAAGGUCAUAUAGUUAAGAAGAUUGGUGCUGAAAGAUCCAAAAGGUACUUUUAUUACCUGAGUAGGUUUCUGAGCCAGAAGCUGACCAAGAGCGAGUUUGAUAAGACAUGUUCCAGGCUGUUGGGAAGGGAGAAUCUCUCUCUACACAACCAGUUGAUACGUUCAGUCUUGAGAAACGCUACUGUCUCCAACUCCCCACCGCCAGUUCGUCUGACCAAACGUAUGGCUAAUGGUCCGGAACAAAGUGGGUCUUUAGCUCCUAACCAUUGUAAUCAGAACGACACUGUUUGCUCCAACGGAGUUAUUAGCUCCAAGAGGAAGAUGAGGGAUAGUCUAGUAGGGUCAAAUGGGAAGGUUGAACAGCCAGUUUGUAGAGAAGACAGAAGAGGUGGUGAUCAUCAUAGAUUAGGAAGAUAUGGUGCUGCUGAUGAAAGAGAGGGUGAGUUUCUCCGUCCCGUUGCAAAACUGAGAAUACCAUGUGAAGAACAGGUUGCAACUGUAGCUGUGAGAGAUGAUGAAAGUCAAGAGGAACAGGCGAGGGCAAAUCUGUUAGCUAGUCCUCUGGUUGCACCUAUAGGGAUUCAGUUUAGUUCAGCUAGUGUUGGUGGUUGUUCCGGUAGAAAAAUGGUUCCCGUCUCAACCAGCGCUGACGUAAUGAGUGGUGGGUUACCAGACACAGAGAUGCUGAGGAAAAGGAUGGAGAAUAUUGCAGUAGCACAUGGUCUUGAAGGGGUUUCUACUGAGUGUGCUAAUACGUUGAAUGCUGUGUUGGAUGUUUAUCUGAAGAAGCUGAUCAAAUCGUGCGUUGAUUUGGUCGGAACUCGGUCCACAAAUGGAAUAGAACAAGGUUUAGACAAGCGUCAGAGUCAGAAGAUGGUUAACGGUGUGCAAAUACAAACUCCUGGCAGAGGACAAGAUGAGCAUUAUGUGUCUCUGGUUGAUUUUAGAACCGCUAUGGAGUUGAAUCCACAACAGCUUGGGGAAGACUGGCCAACACUCUUGGAGAGAAUCUCCAUACGGUCUUUCGAGGAACACUGACUUCUGAGGUGCGAAAGAUAGUGAAAUCAUCAGGCAUGCAAGAGAUGAUGAAGUUAUGAGUUUCUGAGCUGGAGAGAGCACAUCAUCAGCAGACCUCAGAGAAGGUUAGUAGAUUUAAUUUUCGAAAUGCAACUAAUCCCUAAAGAAUCUGUAUAAAGAAAGAUACGUGUUGUAAGAAUUAGCAACCUCAAAGAGCUUUGGAGCCUUUGUGUGUAUACUACUACUGAGUUUUGGCAAGAGAUACUGAGUAAGGUACAAAGUCAAAUCAUGUAAUAGCUAGCUGGCUGCACUUUGCUCUAUAUGCAACCCUAGUGUUUACAAUUCAUAUCUUAAAUAACAAAUUUGACAUUCCCUUUUUGUUCUCUCAUAUCAAUUGGAAAUUUCGUUUAUACAGAGUCCACAAUGAAUUUGCCUCCGUUGUCCAUUGUAUCCUGUCUAUUGCAAGUUUCUAUAUGUUGAAAUAAGAUUUAUUCAAGAAUUUGUAGUUUAUUCAUGUUGACAUCUUUUGCCUUUUAUGUUUACGGGGUGGGGUGCCUCACUUGGGUUAGAACAGGAUUGGUUUUAUUCUUAAUAAGUAUGGGAUACAAACUUAAUGGCUACGAUAUUAGUUGUUAGAGUAUUGGUUUUUUUGUCCUAUAAAGGAAUGUUGAAGGAUAUCAAUGCUAGAAGAAUUUAGCCAAUAGUAGUAGUCAUCUUCAGACAAGGCUCUCACUCUUUGGAAACUUGCUACAAUGCAUUGGUUUGUCUACAGAAGCGGGCAACUGUUUCUGGUGAGUUCUUUCUUGAACUUUUAUGACAUCUAAUUUGUGCCACCAUUAAAAAGCCUUCUCAACUUGCUUAAAUUACGAUUAUAUAACCUGCAAUCCCCUAAAAGAUUCUGCACUUUUAUUAUAUCCUGGAAUUUGGAUCUUUCUGAUGAUUAUAGAAUAAGAAUACUCUAAUGCGUGGUUUUUAGACAGAAGAAAAACUAAUCAGUACUUCUCCUUACAAAACGGAGCACCAGAGUCUUCAUCUGUAUGCUCUAUUGGAUAGUAUUCCAGGAGACACUGACAAGAGGGUGCUACUCACUGACCCUAGACAAAGGUUCGCUUUCAGGUAUUUUGAUAACUCUUCUUAAGUGAGAGUAUUCAGAGUAGUACUAAGCAGAGCAUGAAACUCUUUCCUUGUUGCUGAAACUUGAUGUCAUGGUUUGAGCAUUCAGUUGUCUCAGCCAGAUAUAUCUUACCUAUGUCUUUACCUUUUUGCCUUUUGCAGGCCAGGAACAUUCAAUGUUUUUUUUUUUUCUCACUUAAUCGUCUUCCUUACCUAUACCGUUCUGUCUUUCGUAGUACAUAAAAGUAGAACAAAAUGUUUAACUCGGGAACUCUAAAUGUUUGCUCAAUUUGUCUGGUGAUGUUUCAGCAUUAUUCAGGUCGUAGUUGUUUGACAAAAGCAGUGUGUCCCGUUAUGUUUGUGCUCGAUUUUCGUUCUAUAUAUGUUUUGUAAUUAAAAAGAAAAUCUAUCUAUCCAUUAUUACUGCA
Messenger RNA from Raphanus sativus (radish), 3025 nucleotides. RefSeq lists its product as uncharacterized. Gene Ontology annotation, biological process: regulation of transcription by RNA polymerase II. Gene Ontology annotation, cellular component: SAGA complex. The transcript is spliced from 2 exons. Bases 426 to 1505 code for a protein of 359 amino acids. Gene Ontology annotation, molecular function: transcription coactivator activity. The record is from RefSeq and is a predicted model, not a curated record. Lineage: Eukaryota; Viridiplantae; Streptophyta; Magnoliopsida; Brassicales; Brassicaceae.